Messenger RNA from Amoebophrya sp. A120, 4068 nucleotides. The record is from the annotation of a GenBank genome assembly. Lineage: Eukaryota; Dinophyceae; Syndiniales; Amoebophryaceae.
GCCGGUUUGAGUUUCGCUGGUGCCGCCACCAAGAGCAUUCAGGUUUCUUUUGCACAGGAGCUUGCUCGGCUGCUAGAUGUCGGUAGGGCAGAGGGCUUCACGGUGGAUCCAGCGUAUCAGAUGCGAAAAACUUUACUGACCAAGGCCGGGUGGGAAAUUGAUGCGGAGAAGGGUAAAAAAGUACAACGCCAAACAGCACUGCUGCUCAGUUUGGCCGAAGGUCGCUUGUUUCUCCAGGACGCGACUGGAGAGGUGGCUGCAAAGAAAGCGUCGGGUGACGGCGUCGUCAAGAUUUUGGUCAAGCUUCUGAGCAAACGCCCGCUGCCGGGCGACUACUUUCAUUGCGAUCAAGAAAAGCCAACGCUGGAUGAAAUAAGUGCGGCGAUCGGCAAUCUGAGCAAUCACGCAGACGAUCUAGAUUGGGACAUGAGCGGAAAGACAGCGCCGACCCGUGACGAUGUUUACUGUGCGUGUAUUCGUCUUUGCGGCGAGGCUCGGGCGCAAACAUUAUUCAGGAUCAUGGAAACGGAGUAUAUUCUUGCAGGACACGAAGGCGCCACAUAUCCGUUUUGUCGGAGUGCAGCGGCUGCCUUUCGCGGUAGGCAGCGCCAAGUGCAAAAAAAGCGGGUGCAAGCUGGAGCGGGACAGGCUACCAGCAGCAACAUCAAAGACGAUGGAGCAAAGCUGGAGUCCGUUGCUUUCGCAGGCGGCCCGCAGCAUAACCGAGGCGCUACCUGCAGUACGGAUCUUCAGCAGAAUCGCGUCACCAUUUGCAGUACUCGGAUCAAGAAGCUGCUUGCCUUCUUCGAUGUGGUGAAUGCAGGAGGCAUCGAUCCAGUUCCGAGCUAUUUCGGUCCCGGAUAUCGCAAGUACUGGCACACGAAAUUUGACAAAUUCUGCAAGUCUGGCAUCUACGGAGAGAAUCCCAAAAGAGAUCUGAAGCCGGUGAAGGAUUUUCUCGGGGACAAGUUCAGCGAGAUGCUGAACUACAGGGAGAUGGACAGCAGCAGAAAGCUCACAGGACAAGGACAGUUCAGUGUUUGCCUCGAAGAGUUCUCGCGAUUCCUGGACGACAGGUACGCUGCCAUGUUGUCUUCGACCGCACCUUCUUCGGGACUGGAGCCCGCCUUGAGUCAAAAAAUCCAGCUCGAGAGUCUCUCGUUUGUGAAUUAUGCAAAAGUUGAAGGCCACUUCCGCGCAGUAGACACAAAGAGUAGCGGCACUGCUUGUGGAAGCAAAAACGAAAGUCGUGGCAACGGCAGCAGAGGCAGCGGGACGGUGCAGGAAAGAGGUAGCCAGAGUGUUCACCGGCAAAUGGAAGUGCAAAAGCAGCAAAGGAGGACCCGAUCGCCACACCUAUGUGGCGAGGAGGCAGAAGGAGGAGCUGAUGCCGUGCGUGGGCUUGCUUGGGAGGCCGCAAGAGCAUGCUCACCCCAGGCAAAACGCCUUAAAUUGGGGCAGAAACAGACAGUGACACAAGAAGCGACCCCUGCAUCGGCACCAGGCAGAGCUUCGCAAAACCUGAGUCUGCAUGCCGGUGGUGGAUUCCUUCGUAAACACACUAGCGAGCCGAAGAUGUCCCUCGGUCCCAGGGAGCGCUUCCCAUUUCCAGGCGCAAAGCUGGAAGAUCUUUGCGUCACUGUCGCAGGGCUGAAUGCCGGCGCUAAGCUGCCGACUGAGCUUGAGAAGCUCGCAACACAGAGCAUUCUAAUUCGUGGAAGACCUACGACGCUCCGCGAGAUGUGGGAGCAGGGCGAGUUUGGAAAAAAAUCGGGCUCCUCGUCUAGUAGUAGCUCGAAGAACAAUGCUGCGGGCCCCGAAGCAGGGCAGGGCAGUGAUGCGGCGCCGCAGAAAAAAGAUGAAGAAAACCCGCACCUGACGGAGAUUCGGCGUUUGCUUCUGGACUUCGGCGUCCUGCAAAAGACAACGGCUAAUAAUGCCUGGCGCAAGGUUGAAAACGAGGUUGUUCCGGGUCCCACUAGUGAUUUUUGCAAGCUUGUGCUGCUCCUGUCUGCGCCCGUCGAUGCGGAGGGCUGCCGAAGUCGUACUGCAUCGGAAUUCGCCCGCCUUUUAGUAGCCGCCGGCCGACAAGUUUCUAUCGAAAAGCGCACUCCAAAGGAACUCUGGAGCGUUGCAAAACGCGUUGCGCUUGGUGGCAAAUCGGCUAGCGAUGGCGAUUCCUCGAGCCUGAAAUUGUCGGAAUGGGAAAGCGUCAUUCGCACGCUGGAGGAGUUUCCCUGCCUUGCGGUGUCAGAUUUCCUACUCAGGGACAGCGAAAAGGAGGGUGGGCGCGUUCGCAUCAACCUGAAAAGAUUUGAAGAAAAAUGCAAGCAGAUAUUUGAUUCCGGAAAGAAUGUCUGGUCGCGCUUUCAGUUGUGGAGGAGGAUUGAUACGGGUCGCACAGCGGAGCAGCAGUACACGCAUUCGGCCCUAUGGGGUUGGCUACUCGCGCUAGGUGUAGUGUCGAAGACCACGAGGAAGCUUGUGCGAAUAAGUAAGGCAAACAAGUUAGGGAUAGCUGCAGGCCACUUACACUGCGUUCGCUUGCUGGACCGUGGUCUUGUCACGACGGGCAUUCCAAAACUGUUGCAGUCGGUGCCGCCUCUAUCGGACGCACUGCGGUGCCGUGAGGUACUAGAAGAAACUAGAAGGCAAAUCAUGGAGUCGAACAGGCGUCAACGCGGGGUAGAUGAAAGAAUCGAAAGGAUCCUGUGCGCGGUCAACAUGCUUGGCGAGAUGCUGGUCGGUUUCACAGCCGGUGAUCCUCCAAUUCUCGAAACAGCGCCAGGCGACGCUGGGUCGUCAAAAGUUCUCAAAGUUGCGGAAGGCUCACCUCCGCCUGCUCUAUCGGCAGCGGACGGGGAUAGAAAGAAAACUCUCCAGAAAGCCAUCGGAUUCCUUCGCGACACGUUCACUGCGAAAAACAAAAAAGGCGAGAACUCAGUGAAGGGAAAGGAUCUGCGGCAAACCCGUGCCGGCGAAAGCAAAGUCAUGACGCAAAGCAUCACGUUUGGCGCGACGCGUGACUACUGCCAUGGAUGUACACUGACAAAGGACACGGCGAAGAUGAAAGCAGCCAGCGGCCGGCCGGUCUGUGUGCUGGUGAACGAGUUCUUCUGCCGCCUGCUCGACGAGAUCCAAACUGUUCGUCUCAAAGGACAACAAGAGGCUUCCGCGCAGCCAAAUUCCAACCAGAAGUUUUCCUACAGUUCCGUCAACGUCUACAAAAACGCAUUCACAUACCCGCACCGGGAUAGUGGGAACAUCGGCGAUAGCUGCGUGAUCGCGAUGGGCGACUUUGUUGGUGGCGGCCUUUUCGUGCACGAUCCUGCACUGAAACUCAGCGACGUGAAACAUCGGGCCGAUUUGGCGCCAGUCCACGAGCCCGAGGACGGGCGGGUCGUGCGGUUGCUGGUUCCGAAGAGCAUCGUCGAGAGCCCCGCCGAGAAAACGCGCAUGUACGGCAAGGAAGAGCGGUGGCCAAAAUUCUACGGAAGCGCCCCCUGCGGCGGCAAGUACAUAAUCGGUCGCGAGUUCUGUGUCGAAAACACCCCGCGCCGCUUCGACGCGCGGGAGCACAUCCACGGGACCAUGCCGUUUGAAGGCGAGCGCUUUUGCUUGAUUUUCUUUACGCAUUCUGCGUUGCCCGGCCUGAGGACGCGGAAGAACCAGGGCGCAAACGCGCUGGCGGCGUUUUUGAUUGCCUUGGAAGACCUUGGGUUUCCCGUACCGCCCGCGCACGCCCCGUAUUGGGAGGGUUGGGAUGUGGUGGAGCUGAGCAGCAGUGACGAGGAAGGGGGUCUGUGAUGAGUGUCCUGGUGCUAGAAACUCGGACUCUCAUUGACUGUGAGGCUCGACACUGAGGCAACAAAUUUUGAGGAGAAAUAGCUACUCACCCUCCGGGGGGGAGAGAGCCUGCGAUCCUAACUGACUCCGCCUCUCAUCUGUGACGUUUCCAUUCUCAUUCAGUCAACAUGGCAUAGUAAUCUCUUCAGUCCGCAACCGCAUGGCAAUAUGGAGAAGUCCAAGGGGCGCAGAUCUGUGUGUUUUGUGAAGUGUCGUCGUGGC